AUGGCUCGCUCAGACCGCGAUACGCUUCCUGAUGUGGUGAAACCAAAACGAUAUGACAUUUCUCUGUACAAUUUGGAGCUUGGAGGCUCUUGGAGCUACAAUGGCACUGUCAAGAUUGAUACCACUGUAUCUAAGCCCACCAAGGAGAUUAUCUUGAACGUGAAGGAAGUGAGCGUCGAAAAGGCAGAGGUUCAAGCUGGCUCCACCUCCGUCAAAGCUGUUGGCAUUUCCUACGAUAAGGUUUCAGAACGUGUGACGCUGGCUUUCGACAAGGAAAUUCCUUCUGGAGAUGCUCUGUUGACUAUCGAAUGCACGGCGACUAUCAACGAGGCUAUGGCGGGAUUCUCGCGCUGCAAGUACAAAGCUCCUGUUACACCAUCCUCGGCCACUCCAGAACUGGACGGAUUUCAUUACAUGAUGAGCACUCAAUUCGAGGCUUGUGAUGCUAGAAGAGCCUUUCCAUGUUUUGACGAACCGAACUUGAAAGCUGAGUUUGACUUUGAGAUCGAGGUUCCAAAAGAUUUGGUGGCUUUGAGUAACAUGCCAGUCAAAUCGGAGCGCGAUGGAAGUAAAGAGGGGUGGAAGAUUGUCUCUUUUGAACGGACUCCGAUCAUGAGCACUUAUCUCCUGGCCUGGGCUGUCGGCGAUUUCGGAUACGUCGAGGCAAAGACAGAGCGCAAGUACAACGGAGCUAGCAUCCCUGUUCGAGUUUAUACCACCAAAGGUCUUGAAGAGCAAGCCCGAUAUGCUCUAGAGUGCGCCCACAAAACUAUUGAUUACUUUUCAGAGCUUUUCGGAAUUGAGUAUCCUCUCCCCAAGUCUGACCUUCUCUGUGUCCAUGCAUUCGCUGCUGGAGCUAUGGAGAACUGGGGAUUAGUUACAUAUCGUACCACCGCGGUUCUAUUCGACGAAGGCAAGUCCGAUUCACGAUACAAGAAUCGCAUUGCCUACGUGGUCGCUCAUGAACUUGCCCAUCAAUGGUUUGGUAACCUGGUCACCAUGGAUUGGUGGAGUGAACUUUGGCUGAAUGAGGGAUUCGCAACAUGGGUCGGCUGGCUUGCAGUCGAUCACUUCCAUCCAGACUGGAAUGUUUGGUCUCAGUUUGUGGCUGAAGGUGUCCAACAAGCUUGCCAACUCGACUCACUACGCGCCUCCCACCCCAUUGAGGUUCCCGUGAAGAACGCUCUCGAAGUGGACCAGAUUUUUGAUCAUAUCAGCUAUCUGAAAGGUAGUUCUGUUAUCCGUAUGCUCAGCAGUCAUCUCGGCCAAGAUGUCUUUAUCAAGGGUGUAUCGGACUACCUCAAAAAGCAUGCAUAUGGAAACGCCACGACAAACGAUCUGUGGUCAGCACUCAGCAAAGCGUCCAACCUGGAUGUCAAUGCUCUCAUGGAUCCGUGGAUUCGCAAGAUUGGCUACCCAGUAGUUACUGUUACUGAGGAACCCGGUCAAAUAUCAGUGCGUCAAACAAGAUUCCUCUCAUCUGGUGAUGUCAAGCCAGAGGAGGAUGAGACUGUUUGGUGGAUUCCACUGGGCAUCAAAUCAGGAAUACAACCAACUGAGAUCAAGCUGGAUUCUCUUACCUCUAAAGCAGAUACUCUCCGAGGCAUCAGCGAAGACUUUUACAAGAUCAACAAAGACCAAUCUGGUUUCUAUCGGACGAACUACCCACCAGAACGUUUGGCAAAACUGGGAAAGAGCCUUCAUUUGCUUAGCACAGAGGACAAGAUUGGCCUUAUUGGAGAUGCCGCUGCUCUUGCCGUUUCAGGCGAAGGCACCACUCCUGCAUUGCUCGCACUGAUCGAAGGAUUCGCCCAGGAGAAUAACUAUCUAGUAUGGCAACAGAUUUCUUCAUCACUCGCUAGUCUGCGAACCACAUUCUCUUCUAAUGAGGCUGCGGCUGCUGCUUUGAAGAAAUUCAAGCUGAACCUAGUUACGCCAGCUGCUGAGAAGGUGGGUUGGGAGUUCCGUUCCGACGAGGACUACUUAACUGGACAGCUUCGGAAACUACUCAUCGCUAUGGCAGGAGAGGCAGGUCAUGAAGGAAUCGUGGCUGAAGCAAAGCGUCGCUUCCAACUCUGGGCUUCUGGGGAGGACCCUAAUGCUAUCCACUCUAAUCUGCGAUCCGCUAUCUUCUCGCUCAAUAUUGCAGAAGGUGACCGAGCAGAGUUCGAGCGGGUCAAGAACGAAUUCCUCCAGACCGACUCCGUAGAUGGCAAGGAGAUUUGCCUCAGCUCCCUUGGUCGCACAAGGAAUCCUGAGUUGAUCCAACAGUACCUGGAUUUUAUCUUCUCGGACAAAGUUUCUAUUCAAGAUAUGCACACUGGUGCCGCAUCCCUGGCCGUCAACCCCAUUGGUCGCUACGCGCUCUGGCAGUAUAUCAAGACCAACUUUACCGCAGUCUCGGCACGGCUAUCGGCCAACAACAUUGUUUACGAUCGCUUUGUGCGACUAGGACUGUCCAAGUUCUCGGAUGUAGCCAUUGCCGAUGAUAUUGCGAAGUUCUUCGAGGACAAGGACACCGGUGCAUUUGAGCGGACUUUGGUGAUUCUGUCUGAUAGCAUCCGGGCCAAUGCUCGUUACAAGGAAAGAGACGAGCAGCUCUUGUUGGAGUGGUUCCAAGCCCAUGGCUAUGCUUGA
Molecule: messenger RNA, 2637 nt
Organism: Talaromyces marneffei
Lineage: Eukaryota; Fungi; Ascomycota; Eurotiomycetes; Eurotiales; Trichocomaceae
Exons: 12
Coding region: 1-2637 (878 amino acids)
Biological process (GO): proteolysis; peptide catabolic process
Cellular component (GO): cytoplasm
Molecular function (GO): metalloaminopeptidase activity; peptide binding; zinc ion binding
Source: RefSeq, a predicted model, not a curated record